AUGACUAUCACAUUUAUCCCAGGUGAGGUCAAUAAAAGUUCAUGUUCAGUAGUACAAUCCAAUUGGAAGAACCAUCACAUUAUUGCCUACGGGUCAGGUAACAAUUUGAUCAUAACUACAGCCACUAUUCAGCCAACCAAUAAGCGCCCCAACCCAUACAAUAUCGAUAAAGACUUACAAACUAUAUAUCUUGCAAAAGACCCCACAGCCAUUGAUAUCAAUCACAAGAAUGGUGUUAUUGCUGUUGCAUAUGAUGACAAACUUAUCAUUUACAGACCCAUGAAUGAAUACAUGGCCAUACCGAAAUGGACAUUAGCAAUUGAAUUUACUGUUGAUACCGAUGUCACGUCUCUUGAAUGGGCUUGUGAAGAGGAUGAAUUGGUGAUUGGUGGGAAGCAAAGUCUAUAUUUGUAUCAUGUGGCUGAACAAUAUGGUGAAUUUAAACUUCUACAGCGAUGGAGCUCAACACAACCUGGUGCUGUAUCGAAUAUAUGUAUAAGUCCCAAUGCAAAGCUCAUAAUGACUACAAGUGGUCCAUAUGACCGACUAGUUAAAGUAUGGACGAGAAUGAACUAUGGUGACGAAAAUUCUCAAUUUGAAGUGUCAUAUUUAGUCCACCCACCAGGUUCGCACGUGGUUGAUUUCCAUUGGCGCAGGAAAUCAAGUAAAAAGAGUGAAAAAGUACUAGAUGGAUCCAUGGCUCACAUUAGAAAGAUGAGGGGGUAUGUUAAUCUUAAUAAUGACGACAGUGAAGUGAUCUACACCUGGACUUCAGAUUAUCAGUUUAAAGCGUGGGCGUCGUAUGAAUCAAACGGACAUAAUCAUAUAAGCAAUUGGGCGAAUUUGGAUCUAACUAGUUGCUUUAAAGGAGAUGGCAUUAGAGCUGUUCUCAUUAUUGAAAAUAUAUACCUUCAAAACAGCUUGAUACCAUUGUUGAAGAGCUCUACAUCUAAUCUAUUUGAUGGACUCAACUUGCAUGAUAUUGAUUUAUUGUAUGUCAUUUCAAAUUCAGGGACAGCUAGGAUAUAUGCCGUGACUAAUAUAACACAAACACCACCCACAAACAUCAAAUUUAUCCCCAUUGGUGAGGAAUUGGAUCUUGAGUUUGGAAGAAACGAGUUCCCUCAUUUGGAUGUACGCUGUGAACAUGACUUGUCUGUGGAGUAUAUUGAGUCAAAUGAGUUUGUAACGACGCAUUUGAAGCCCGUAUUGAUAAAGGGUUUAUCGCGAUUGAAUAAUGAUGAGCGAGUAAAGUACCUUUCAUUUUUACUUCAUGAUCGAGUGAAAAACACAGUCCGGUUUGAAGUUAUUGAUUUUAAUAGACUUUUGAAAUCGGGAUCCUUGGGUAUCACAUUGGUGAAUAAAUAUCAGGGGCAUGUUAAAUCUAUCAGAAAGCUAAUCCGAUCAAAUUCGCUUUAUUCCUCAAAGAAUGUUGUGUUAUCUAUUUCCAAUUUCGCUAAGCAUAAUUAUAUUUGGGAACCAAUGAUUAUUGAAGAGAACGGAUUGAAUAUUAUGUCCAUUACCAAGCGAUUCAGAGUGGAAUUGUCAGGUGAUGGAAACAGUAUAUGGGACGCGGCAAUUAUAAACGAUAUUGAACCACCCAUUGGCUACAAACGACGUCAUGUGGUUGUUGUGGUUGAAAAAUUGGGCAAAUUGAGUCUUUGGGAUUGUAAUGGUUCGAUAAAUGAUGAUCAGCCGGCUACAAAGAUUGAUGUUGUUGAUUGUGAAGAGAGACAACCUAGGGCAUUUGUUUUGACCGAGUAUCCUGGAAAUACUCAAUAUAAGAAGCAAUAUUGCAUUAUAGCCGUGUUUGAAAAAGAUUUGAUCAAGGCAUGGAAUUUGGUGCUUACAUAUCAUGAUGACAAAAUUGAUGCUAUUAAACUUCAAAGUCAACAGAUUGCUAAUUUACCUCAAGAUGAGGAUAUUUACCAAAUUACGCGCGUUGAUGCGUUUUUAAAUGAUAAUAGCAAGAGCUUGAUUGCCGUUAUUGAUAAGGAAGGUUUACUAAAAAGUUACACCUUGGAUUACGAUACAGAUCAGCUUUCAUGGGUCACAAUGUGCAGCAUCCCCACCAAUGUAAAAAACCCAGGGAAGAUAAACGGGUCCACAGUAAUUAACAAAUUUGCUGUCGUUGAUGAAUACAAGCGUUGUUUAUCGAUCUGGGAUACAACUCAAGGGGUAUUAGAAUACGAAGAGACAUUUGCUUCGAAAAAUGGACCAGUUACAGACCUAGAUUGGACUUUUAUUAACGCUGCGUCCAAUGAAAACUCGACGACAAAUGCCAUCUUGUCGGUGGGAUUUGGAAGAUUUGUGUUGCUAUACACGCAAUUGCGGUACGACUACACAAACAAAAUACCAACGUAUGCCACCAUCAAAAAAAUUGACGUUUCUGAUUAUACUUCACAUGAGAUUGGCGACCUGAUUUGGCUUGAUAAAGGAUAUUUGGUGAUUGGGUGUGGGAAUCAAUUCUUUAUUGAUGAUCGAUGGAUUAAAUUGGGUUCUAGUACUAUUGACUCAACAAUACGACAAUUUAUGAGUGGGUAUGUUGACAAGCCUCAGGAGGAGAAGCGCGAUAAGGAGAAUAUAGUGUAUGAUAUUUCACAAUUGGUUAGAGUUUUGAAUGGUCCGUUGCCAAUAUAUCAUCCACAGUUCCUCAUUCAAGCAUUGUUUAUGAGUCAAAUUAUACCCGUACAGAAUAUCUUGGUGAAAUUGUUUCAAGCUUUGAGACAGGGGCAGGCAAUUGAGUGGGACUUAGGGAUUGAUUUUGUUCAUGAGAUUGAAAAACAUUUAGAGCCAACCAGUAAUGGGAAAAUUCAACCGUUACAGCGACGAAUGUCGCAAACUUUCAACUUGGAUGUGUUCACAAAGUUUAAUGAUGAAUUGGCCGAUUUGCUUCUGGAUAAAUUAAUGAAAGUAUCCCUUCCAUUAAUGACACGACAUCAGCAAAGUACUUUGUUAUCAGUUGUUGCCAUAGUCAAGGAAUUGAAUAAAUAUUCAAUGACUUUGGAUGAAAAUGGAAUAAGAUUCAUGAUUGGAUUUAAAUUGUUUCAAUUGGCAACGAAGCAAAAACGUCUUUCAAUGAGAGAUAUAAACUGGGCUCUACAUUCAGAUAAUAAGGAAGUAUUGUUGAAUUCGGUGGAGACGUAUUACAAAAAUCGAUUGACUUGGGAAAAUGUUCAACAAACGGGGUUGGCGUACUGGGUCAAGACAGAUCGAUUGAUCAAACUAGUUGAGUCGGUGGCCAGGAAUGAGUUUGGUGAAUCCCGUGAUCCUUCAGGCUUAGUGUCAUUGCUUUAUUUGGCGUUGCGGAAAAAGCAAAUCUUGAUUGGAUUAUGGCGUAUUGUCAAUCAUGAAGAGAAAACCAAGAUGUUGAAAUUUAUGAAUAACGACUUUACUAGUCCGAGAUGGAAAUCAGCCGCUUUGAAAAAUGCCUUUGUUCUACUUGGUAAACACAGAUACAUGGAUGCUGCAUAUUUCUUUUUGUUAGCUGAUAAACCAUAUGAUUGUUGUAGUACAUUGGCCACCAAAGUUGAAGAUAUUUCAUUAGCUAUAGCGGUGGCAAAGGUAUACUUUGGAGUACAGAAUAUCGGUAAAGAGUCAAAUGAUUGUUUAGUUCAAGUUAUGGAGAAAUUCGUUUUGCCUCAUGCGAUCCAGAAUGGUGAUCGUUGGAGUACAAGUUGGGUAUUUUGGCAGAUGAAUGAUAAACAAAUGGCGAUUCAAUCAUUGAUCAAAUCGCCAUUACAAAUGAUUGAACAAAGUGGCGAUAGGUUUAAAGAGUUGCGUGAUGUUGCUGUGUCAUCAAAGGGACAAAGUUUUCUUCGCGAUGAUCCGGUACUUGUUUUGUUAUUUAAUGAUUUGAGACAUCGUAAAGUGGAUUAUCUUAAGGGGUCAUUGAAUAUCUCCCUGCAACAGGAGUUUGAUUUUGUUGUUCGAGUAGCAAUGAUUUAUACUAGAAUGGGUUGUGAGUACCUUGCUUUACUACUUUUGAGAAGUUGGACAUUUGUUCAAGGGCAGAAGUACAUUGGACAGGCCAAUGGUGUUGAGAAUGGAGCUAAAGUUGAAAAUGGAUUUGCUCAAGAGAAUGGAAACGCGGCGCCAAACUUACUUAAUUCAUAUGCUGACGCACAACCUUCCCCUUCGUCACCUACUCAUACAUCCUUCAAGAAUAAGGCUCCACCACCAGCACAAGCAUUUGAGGAACCAGACAUGAGUUCAUUCAAUUUUGGAUUCUAG
Molecule: messenger RNA, 4233 nt
Organism: Lodderomyces orthopsilosis Co 90-125
Lineage: Eukaryota; Fungi; Ascomycota; Pichiomycetes; Serinales; Debaryomycetaceae
Exons: 1
Coding region: 1-4233 (1410 amino acids)
Biological process (GO): vacuolar acidification
Cellular component (GO): RAVE complex
Molecular function (GO): protein binding
Source: RefSeq, a predicted model, not a curated record